Messenger RNA from Drosophila rhopaloa, 982 nucleotides. It is a transcript of the gene fd19B, whose product is annotated as fork head domain transcription factor slp1. Gene Ontology annotation, biological process: regulation of transcription by RNA polymerase II; cell differentiation; anatomical structure morphogenesis. The record is from RefSeq and is a predicted model, not a curated record. Gene Ontology annotation, molecular function: DNA-binding transcription factor activity, RNA polymerase II-specific; RNA polymerase II cis-regulatory region sequence-specific DNA binding. The transcript has a single exon. Bases 82 to 834 code for a protein of 250 amino acids. Lineage: Eukaryota; Metazoa; Arthropoda; Insecta; Diptera; Drosophilidae.
GGCACGUAUAAAUAGAUCGGAUGCCGGCGAACAAGCCACACUCGGUCGACGAGCUCAUCUAGUCACACACCAAUCAGUAACAUGGACGCGACACCGGUCUUUCAGUCCAGUUUCUCCAUUCGCUCGCUGCUGUCUGGGGACAAGAAAGUGGAGUCCCCGAUUCCUGAGGACGAGGGCAGGGUAUUGGGCUCAGCCGGCUCCAGUCCCAACAGCAGCUCGCCAUCCGGGAAGAGCAACGCCAAGCCGGCCUUCACCUACAGCGCACUCAUCGUAAUGGCCAUCUGGAGCAGCUCCGAGAAGCGGCUGACCCUGAGUGGGAUCUGCAAGUGGAUUGCGGACAACUUCCCCUACUACCGGAGCCGCAAGAGCGUCUGGCAGAACUCGAUCCGGCACAACCUGAGCCUCAACCCGUUCUUCGUCCGAGUGCCCCGCGCCCUCGAUGACCCCGGCCGGGGUCACUACUGGGCACUGGACCCCUACGCCGAGGACCUCUCCAUCGGGGAGACGACGGGACGCCUGCGCCGCAGCAACUGGCCCCAAAACCAGGCCGGAAGGGCCAAGGGAUCGGGACAUCAUCCUUACCAGCGGACGCCGCACUACGACCACGCCCACGCCCAACAUAUCAAGACCCACAACGCCUACUUAUCCAUGGUUGAGCAUCACCACCACGCAGUGAUGAUGCAGCACUACCACGCCGCUCUGCUACGUGGCCACCAGAUGAUGCAGCAUCCCCAGCAGCACCAUGCCCCACUCUACUACCAACAGAAGCAUCUCCAUCUCCGGGGGCAACCUGAGCCACUGCGGCAUCACACUCAUCACUUCCACCAAGAGUAACAUCAGCAGCAGACAAAGGAAUGCACUCGCAAUCGAUUUCAACUUGGCUUUGCCUCGAAAUUCCCCCGAUGAACACCAACUGUGAAGAUUCCUUCUUGGCGUAGAACGCGGCAAAUAUUGUUACUUGGAGGUGGGUCUUAUUGAUACA